GUUGAAGGUCCUCGUUUUUGCAGAAACUCUCCAACUUCUUGACUAAUCGCCACCAUGGGUAAGGAGAAGCUCCACGUUAACAUCGUCGUUGUCGGUCACGUCGACUCCGGCAAGUCCACCACCACCGGUCACCUCAUCUACAAGCUCGGUGGUAUCGACCAGCGCACCAUCGAGAAGUUCGAGAAGGACGCCAACGAUAUCGGUAAGGGUUCCUUCAAGUACGCUUGGGUCCUCGACAAGCUCAAGUCCGAGCGCGAGCGUGGUAUCACCAUCGAUAUCGCCCUCUGGAAGUUCGAGACCUCCAAGUACUACGUCACUGUCAUUGAUGCCCCGGGUCACCGUGAUUUCAUCAAGAACAUGAUUACCGGUACCUCCCAGGCCGAUUGCGCCAUCCUCAUCAUUCCCGCCGGUACUGGUGAGUUCGAGGCUGCCGUCUCCAAGGACGGUCAGGCCCGCGAGCACGCUCUCCUCUGCUACACCCUCGGUGUCCGUCAGAUGAUCGUCGCCGUCAACAAGAUGGACUCUUGCCAGUACUCCGAGGCCCGCUUCACUGAGAUCAAGGAGGACGUCGCCAACUUCAUCAAGCGUGUCGGCUACAAGCCCGAGUCUGUUGCCUUCAUCCCCAUCACUGGUUUCCAUGGUGACAACAUGAUCGAGCCCACCACCAACAUGUCCUGGUGGAAGGGCUUCGAGAUCACUCGUGGCUCCGCCAAGCUGACUGGUCUCACCCUCCUCGAUGCCCUCAACCACAUCGAGCCCCCCUCUCGCCCCACCGACAAGCCCCUGCGCCUGCCCCUUCAGGAUGUCUACCGCAUUGGUGGUAUCGGUACCGUCCCCGUUGGCCGUGUUGAGACUGGUGUCCUCAAGCCCAACAUGACCGUCACCUUCGCCCCCUCCGGUGUGACCACUGAGGUCAAGUCCGUCGAGAUGCACCACGAGCAGCUCCCCGAGGCCAUCCCCGGUGACAACGUCGGCUUCAACGUCAAGAACGUCUCCGUCAAGGACAUCAAGCGUGGCUACGUCUGCUCUGAUGCCAAGAACAAGCCCGCCCUCGAGACCAACACCUUCCGCGCUCAGGUCAUCGUCAUGAACCACCCCGGCCAGAUCACCCAGGGCUACACCCCUGUUGUUGACUGCCACACCGCUCACAUUGCCUGCAAGUUCGAGGUCCUCGAGCAGCUGCUCGACCGCCGCUCGGGUAAGGCCCUUGAGGAGAACCCCAAGUUCAUCAAGUCCGGCCAGGCUGCCAUCGUCAAGAUGAAGCCCUCCAAGCCCAUGUGCGUUGAGUCCUUCACCGAGUUCCCCCCCCUCGGCCGCUUCGCCGUCCGUGAUAUGCGCCAGACCGUUGCCGUCGGUGUCAUCAAGGACGUCGAGUUCAAGGAGGCUGCUGCUCCCCGUGGUGCCGGCCGCAAGAAGUAAGCGACCAAUGUCGUGCUCUCUGCUCCUUUCGAUUCCCGGGCCCUUCUCCUCCUCGCCCCUCGCGGGUGUUGGUCAGGGGGGGUCCCCCAGGGGUCGGUCGGGGGGAGAGUGCCCACACUGGUGGCCCACUUCUGUGGCAUGAAUCUUGCCGCGCUGUGUGAAGCCCUCUGUGAGCCUUCCCUUGUGUCUGUGUUUGUCGCUCGCUGCCCUUUCUCCCCCGGGGUUGCGCGCCCAGCACAUGUGUGCCCGGAAGUGAGAGAAAGCCCCGCCCCCCACUCGCUGGACCGGGAACUUCUCUCUCUCUCUCUCUUGUUUUGGUGUCCGCGCCAGGAAGAGAGUGACACCCCCCGCGCAUGUGGCUCCCCUCUGAGUCCGGCCCUGUGUGUGUGUCUUUCUGCACAUAUGUGCGCGCGCGGCCCCCUGGGCUUCGUGCUUCGA
Molecule: messenger RNA, 1857 nt
Organism: Fonticula alba
Lineage: Eukaryota; Rotosphaerida; Fonticulaceae
Product: elongation factor 1-alpha
Exons: 2
Coding region: 55-1419 (454 amino acids)
Biological process (GO): translation; translational elongation
Molecular function (GO): GTP binding; GTPase activity; translation elongation factor activity
Source: RefSeq, a predicted model, not a curated record